AUGGCAAGCAACGCGAAGUCGAGAUGGGCAGACAGCGAAGAGGACGCCGCCCUCGAGGCUAAGCUAAAGGCCGAAAAGGAGGAGAAGAAGCGCCUGAAGGCUGAAAAGGCACGCAAGGCCGAGGCGGAACGAUUGGCGCAGCAGGCGAGGGCCAACACCGACAAUGGCACCGCGAACGACGACGACGGUGACGACACACGGCCGGCGAAACGGCGCAAGUUCACCCCGGAUGUAGAAGGUGGAAGAAAACCCAUCACGACAGGCGAUGCGUCAGACAACAAGGAGGGCGCUGCGAAGCUCAUGCGGUUUCCUUCCAGCCGCUGGGGCAAGUGCCGGAGUGUGGAGAACUACGACAAGCUCAAUGACAUUGAAGAGGGCACGUACGGAUGGGUGUCGCGGGCGAAAGAGGUUGUGAGCGGCAAGGUGGUUGCGCUGAAGCGUUUGAAGAUUGAGCCGAGCGAUCGCAAUGGCUUGCCGGUAACGGGCCUGCGGGAGAUACAGAUACUGCGCGACUGCAGCCACCGCAAUAUCGUGAAUCUGGAAGAGGUCGUGGUGGGUGAUGAUACGUCAAAGAUUGAAAAUAUCUUUCUCGUACUAGAAUUCGUCGAACACGACCUCAAGAGUAUCCUAGAGGACAUGCCCGAGCCCUUCCUCCUGUCAGAAGUCAAAACACUGCUCCGGCAACUGACGGCGGGCGUUGCGUACCUCCACGAUAACUGGAUCCUACACCGCGACCUCAAGACGUCAAACUUGCUACUCAACAACCGGGGCCAGCUCAAGAUCGCCGACUUCGGCAUGGCGCGGUAUGUUGGCGACCCACCACCGAAGCUUACGCAGCUUGUCGUGACGCUGUGGUACCGGUCGCCGGAGCUGCUCCUCGGUGCCCGGGCCUACGGCCGCGCCGUCGAUAUGUGGAGCGUUGGCUGCAUCUUUGGCGAGCUCCUCACGCGUGAGCCCCUCUUGCAGGGAACCAACGAGGUCGACCAGGUGACCAAGAUCUUUGAGCUUUGCGGCGUGCCGACGCAGGAGUCGUGGCCGUCGUUCCGCAGCCUCCCAAACGCGCGGUCGUUGCGCUUCCCAAAGACGUCGCUGGCCACGGGCUCUGUAAUCCGGGCCAAGUUCACGACAUUGACGAAUGCUGGGUGUGCGUUGCUGAACGAUUUGUUGUCCCUGAAUCCGGAUUCGAGGCCGUCAGCCAGGGAGAUGCUGGACCACAAGUACUUUAGAGAGGACCCAAAACCCAAGAAGGAGGGCAUGUUCCCGACCUUCCCUAGCAAGGCGGGCCAGGAGAGGAGGAGACGUCAUGAGCCGAAUGCUCCUGUCCGUGGGCAAAAUGCUGUUGAACUAGGUGAUGUCGACUUCAGCGGCAUCUUUCAGGGCAGAGAUAAGGAAGAGAGAGGCGGUGGCUUCUCCUUGCGGAUGGUGUAA
This is a messenger RNA of Colletotrichum spaethianum, 1428 nucleotides long. Its product is annotated as serine/threonine-protein kinase ppk30. Gene Ontology annotation, cellular component: nucleus. NCBI's taxonomy places the organism in Eukaryota, Fungi, Ascomycota, Sordariomycetes, Glomerellales, Glomerellaceae. Gene Ontology annotation, biological process: protein phosphorylation; regulation of mitotic cell cycle. The coding region runs from base 1 to 1428 and encodes 475 amino acids. The transcript has 2 exons. The record is from RefSeq and is a predicted model, not a curated record. Gene Ontology annotation, molecular function: cyclin-dependent protein serine/threonine kinase activity; ATP binding.